AUGGAAAGUGUAAAGGAAAGGGCUAUUUUCUUGCAUGUUUGUGUUCCAGGACAGGAAGAUAGUGCUCCAGACUUUACUGCAGAAUUUCCUUCGCUUGGGCAGCUUGGUGAGGAUUUGGUUUGUGUUCUCGACGAGGUUGAUGUCCGCACAUGUAUUGCUUUCGGCGAAGGAGCUGGUGCUAAUAUUAUUUCGAGAUUUGCAUUGGUCUGGCCAAAUCGUAUAAUGGGGAUUAUUUUGGUUAAUUGCACCUCGACGACUGCUGGUUUUAUUGAAUACUUCAAAGAUAUGCUUAUGAAUUUGCGACUGGAGAGUGGCGCUUGGGACUAUUUAAUGAUGCAUAAAUUUGGAACGAGUGAUAAACAUGAGAAGCAACAAUAUAUUGAUGAAUUGAAGGAUGCGAUAAAUGCUCGAAAUUUAAGUAAAUACCUCUACAGUUUUAGCAAGCGAACGGACUUUUCUGGAAUUAUUGGUGCUAAAUUGGACAAGUAUUUUUUUUAA
This is a messenger RNA of Meloidogyne enterolobii, 498 nucleotides long. The record is from the annotation of a GenBank genome assembly. NCBI's taxonomy places the organism in Eukaryota, Metazoa, Nematoda, Chromadorea, Rhabditida, Meloidogynidae.